Cephus cinctus (wheat stem sawfly) is the source of this 1282-nucleotide messenger RNA. RefSeq names its product retinol-binding protein pinta. Gene Ontology annotation, molecular function: phosphatidylinositol bisphosphate binding. The coding region runs from base 269 to 1183 and encodes 304 amino acids. The transcript has 7 exons. The record is from RefSeq and is a predicted model, not a curated record. Lineage: Eukaryota; Metazoa; Arthropoda; Insecta; Hymenoptera; Cephidae. Gene Ontology annotation, cellular component: membrane.
UGCGUUGCGCAAAACCAGUACCGCUAUUACUCAAACUGACUGGCCGGGCAUUUUACAAGUUCAGUCUCCGUCGGACGUCUGCGCCGGGACGUUUCAAAAAUAAUAUAAAUUCAUUCGAAAGAAGAAAAAAAAAACUGUCAAUACUUUGAGAACGCGGGUAACGAUGAUUUCUGGCUGAUUCCAAGAUAGCCAGUAAAGCAUUGCCAUAGUGUGGAAGUAUCUGAGAAGUAACGAAAAUAAAGAAGGAAGCGAAGGGAUUCGGGAAAGAAUGUCGAAGCUACUGGAAACGUGCAGCAUCGAGGAAGUUUGCAGUGCUUUAGGCGGAAAUGAAAAACUGCUAGUGGAUCUUCGUGAGAGACUUCAAGAUUGGCUGAGGUUGCAGCCGCACCUACCUCAAGAUGUACCGGAAGCCCGACUACAGUACUUCCUGAUAGGCGCAAAAUUGAGUCUGGAGCAAGCAAAGCAAAAACUGGAUAUGUAUUACACAGUGAGACGUCUUGUACCGGAGCUUUUUGCAGAGCGAGAUCCACUGAGUCCUGCAAUCACCACACUCCAGGAUGUUCUCCAAUGGGUCUGCCUACCGAAAUUGACUACAGAAAAAUAUCGAGUAUCGAUUCUACGAGCUAUCGACGAUGACGCUGCCAAGUUUAUUCCCUGGAACUUUUUCAAGUACACGUUUAUGAUCGGCGAUAUCCGCGUGUCCGAAUGUCGUAGUUUAGGGGACAUUUACAUUUAUGACCUUUCGGCUAUGCGACUGGGUCAUCUGACUAAGCUCACGCCGACUAUUCUUAAAAAAUGCGAAGUGGCUGCUACGAAAGCAUACGGAGCAAGAAUCAAGGGAAUUCACUUUAUCAAUGCACCGUCAUUCGCCGAUCGUAUAGUCACCCUAAUCAAGUCGACCAUAAAGCCAAAACUUUCCUCAAGGGUGCACGUUCAUUCCUCGGGACUUGACUCCCUGUACGAAUUCGUACCUCGAUCUGUACUUCCGAAGGACUACGGUGGCGAGCAGCCAUCCAUGGACAAACUUUCAGAUAUGUGGCGCGAAAAAUUGGAGGAAUGGCGACCCUGGUUCAUCGAGCAACAGAACGUACACGUGGACGAGUCCCGUCGACCUGGACCAGCCAUAAGCGGUGACGAUCUCUUCGGAUUUUCCGGAUCAUUUAGAAAGCUGGAUGUCGACUGAGAAAAAGAAUAAUUAUCCGUAAAAACAAGCUCGUCCGACGAGUCCAAUAAUAGUCGAGUGUAAAAGAAAAAUAAUAAAGCGAUCUUACGAGCUCAGUAA